GAUGCAAUUUAGAUGACGAAGCUUUAUUAUCCUAAGUACACUGAUGCAUGGAUUAGCCAAACUGCAUUCUAUACUUGUAUGAUGCUACCAGCACUGAUCUGUUUCCCACCUCCUCUUGGGGCGGUUAUUUGUAAAUUGACAAUGAAAAGCAGCAGGUGAGGCAGUAAGUUGAAGUCAUAGCGAGCCCUGGCAAUUGGAUCAGAUAUUACCGAAUAGGCAGUGUGAAAUCCCGGGUAUUAUUGGCCUGUGAAGAUGUAAAUCUUUGCAAGAGUGCAUUAGGCAGCCUUGGCAGUUAUUUUAAGAGCGUAACUUGGUGUAAGGAAUGUUGGGUAUUUACAGUGUUGGUUUAAUCCACCCCAUCUCAAAAGCCAGCUCAAAUAGCGUCAGAGAAAACCAAUUGUAACUAACCUUAAAUGUGGGAUUCCUAACAAUUUGCCGAGGAAGACCAAACCUGAGUAACCUCUCUUCAACUGGGCAAAUUCCAAACCACUGUGGGAUUUUGGUGGGGUCUUCGUCCUAACAUCAGCCUUGACUCCGAAGUUGUUAUGAGGAGAUUAAGAGAGACUUAAGACGAGGUUUUGUUGGGAAUAAGGUGCUUCCUAACAUUUUUAGAGGCUAAAGCUGUGAAAGCUGUAGAGAAACACUCUUGUGUAGACAUAUAUUGUGGUGUAGGCAAUCUCAGAGUCGUGGAGGCUCAAGACUGGAAUUGUGACUGACAGGCGUUUGAUGGAAAAUUUAGUAAGAAUUGCAUUGCAUAGCAUUUUGGAAUGAUCAAGUUGGACCACAGCUUGUAGAUGAAAAUUUACCAUAGCUUGUAGAUGAAAAUUUUUCAUAUGUACAAUAUUUAUCAGAGCAUCUAGUGCACCAACGUCUCAUCUGGACCAUAUCAGAUUUUCAAGUUCUUCUACAAGACUUGAGCUUCUUAAGCAGUCCAAGUUGACAGCCAUGAUUAAGUUUAAAUAUAAUUGGCUUUGUCAAUCUUCUAAUAUCUUUAUUCAAUUUCAAAGACACCUUGUACGUGUUUCAACUUUGACUGACUCUGAGAUAUCUGAAAUUGAAGAUUCCUAUUCUUCCUCCAUAAUCCAAGUUAAAGAUCUUCUUCGUAAGAGCCAUCAACAUUCAGGUACAGGCCUUCAUGUUCUCGACCUCCUUAACCGUGGCUCUUUGGAACCCGAUAGAAGUUUAUACAAUAAGUUGCUUAAAAAAUGCACCCAUCUAAAGAAACUUAAAGAAGGAAGAAUCGUUCAUGCCCAUAUAUCUGGUUCCGUUUUCAAGGAGGAUCUUGUUAUUCACAACACAAUUCUCAACAUGUAUGCGAAGUGUGGCAGUUUAGAUGAUGCCCGCAAGUUGUUUGAUGACAUGCCUGUUAAAGAUAUGGUUACUUGGACUGCCUUGAUCACUGGCUAUUCUCAGAAUGAUCAACCUGAAAAAGCUCUUCUUUUGUUCCUUCAGAUGUUACGCAUUGGACUGAAACCCAAUCAGUUUACGUUGUCCAGUGUGUUGAAGGCUUCUGGAGCUAAGCCUAGUGAUAAGUUUGGCAUGCAAGUUCAUGCGUUUUCUUUGAAAUUUGGCUACGAUUGGAAUGUUUAUGUGGGAAGUUCUCUUUUGGACAUGUAUGCUCGGUUUGGUCGAAUGAAUGACGCCUGGUUGAUCUUUAAUGAGCUAGAGAGUAAGAAUAAUGUUUCUUGGAAUGCUUUGAUUGCUGGCCAUGCAAGGAAGGGUGAAGGAGAGAUUACUCUCAUGACGUUUUCAAAAAUGUUAAGAAAGGGUUUUGAGCCUACCCAUUUCACAUAUUCCAGUGUUUUUACUGCUCUCGCCAGCACAGGGUCUUUGGAGCAAGGCAAAUGGGUUCAUGCACAUGUGAUUAAAUCUGGUGAAAAACUUGAAGCUUUUGUAGGAAACACUCUGCUUGACAUGUAUGCUAAAUCAGGCAACAUUGAGGAUGCUAAAAAAGUUUUCAAUCAGUUGGUGAAACCAGAUGUGGUUUCUUGGAAUUCAAUGCUUAUUGGAUAUGCCAAACAUGGGUUAGGCAAGGAGGCUGUGAGGUGGUUCGAGGAAAUGCUGAGAAUUGGAGUUGGACCUAAUGAAAUAACUUUCCUUUGUGUUCUUACUGCUUGUAGCCAUGCUGGGCUUUUGGACAAAGGGCAGCAUUAUUUUGAAGUGAUGAAGAAAUAUGGAAUAGAACCCGAGGAAUCACACUAUGUGACAAUUGUUGAUCUUCUUGGUCGAGCAGGCCUUUUUGAUCGAGGUGUGAAGUUUAUAAGAGAAAUGCCGAUAGAACCCACUGCAGCUGUCUGGGGGGCCUUGCUUGGUGCAUGUAGGAUGCAUAAGAAUAUGGAAUUAGGUGCUUAUGCUGCUGAACGUGUUUUUGAACUUGAUCCACAUGAUUCAGGGCCUCAUGUAUUGCUUGCAAACAUCUAUGCCUCUGCUGGCAGACUGGGUGAUGCUGCAAAAGUGAGGAAGAUGAUGAAAGAGAGUGGCGUAAAGAAGGAACCUGCUUGUAGUUGGGUAGAGACCAAGAAUGCAGUCCACAUGUUUGUGGCAAAUGAUGAUGCCCAUCCUCAGAGAGAGGAGAUCCUUCAGAUGUGGGAGGAAAUUAGUAGAAAGAUCAAAGCCAUUGGUUAUGUUCCAGACAGUAGCCAUGUGCUCUUCUAUGCAGACCAGCAGGAGAGGGAAGCGAAGUUGCAGUUACAUAGUGAGAAGCUUGCUCUGGCAUUUGCCCUUAUCAGCACACCUCCUGGAUCCCCUAUUCAGAUCAAGAAGAAUAUCAGAGUUUGUGGUGAUUGUCAUUCGGCCUUUAAGUUUACAUCAACGGUUGUGAAAAGGGAAAUCAUUGUGAGAGACACGAAUCGGUUUCAUCAUUUCUCUAAUGGUUCUUGUUCUUGUGGAGACUACUGGUAAUGCCAGAUAUUAAAUCGCAGUGACCAACAAAAGUAUGAGCUAAGUGUUUGUUCAUAUGAAACAACACAAUUACCCAUCCCUCUGAGAUUAGGAUGGUAUUGGCCAUGAAUUGAAGUUUUAGCCUCCUGACUUUCAACUUGCUACAGGGACAUUCAUAAUGACAAUCAGGAGUAAAGCAAGACCUGAUGGCAAUCUCUUGUCCAAUUGAAUGCAGAAACCCAGAAGGUCCUAUGCAUCUCAAGGAAUUUCAUUUUGGAUAAUGUUGUUAUUCUUUUAUAUGGAAAGCGGGUAAAUUAACAGGGGUGAGAACACAAGUUUUGACAGGUUUAGAUAUUGAAUUCAUUGAAAUCAGUAUAAGAUAUAAUUUGGUUGAA
Messenger RNA from Mangifera indica (mango), 3275 nucleotides. RefSeq names its product pentatricopeptide repeat-containing protein At3g24000, mitochondrial. Gene Ontology annotation, biological process: RNA modification. Lineage: Eukaryota; Viridiplantae; Streptophyta; Magnoliopsida; Sapindales; Anacardiaceae. The record is from RefSeq and is a predicted model, not a curated record. Bases 946 to 2901 code for a protein of 651 amino acids. The transcript has a single exon. Gene Ontology annotation, molecular function: RNA binding; protein binding; zinc ion binding.